Molecule: messenger RNA, 827 nt
Organism: Stegodyphus dumicola
Lineage: Eukaryota; Metazoa; Arthropoda; Arachnida; Araneae; Eresidae
Source: RefSeq, a predicted model, not a curated record
UCCUGGUGGUUGCGCUGUGGAAACACAAUUAAUUGAACUGCGCAUGCUCCCCAUUUACAGUUGUUUUUGAACGUAAUGCCCAUGCUGGUUUCAAGAGCUCCUGCAUUGAUUUGACUCACGCACAUUUUUCUUUGCAGUUUCUAUCAAACGGAUCUUUUCAGACCCAAUUUCAUUAUUAUUUUCAUUUUUCUGACAUAAUGGCUUAUCGCUACUGCAGAUUUAAAGGCUGUAAUAGAAAGAUUGAAUCAAAAAGUGAUGGAAUACAUUUCUACAGAUUUCCCAAGGAAGAACAAAGAUGUCAAGCUUGGGUCAAGGCUUCGCAGAAUGAAAAGCUUGUGGGUGUUCCUGCCUCUGACCUACACAAAAGAGCCUAUCUAUGUAUGGUACAUUUUGAAGACUGGUGCUUCGUUAAUAUCACUACUAAACAUCGUUUAGUACACAAUGCAGUACCAUGUUCUACAAAACUCCAGGUGACAAAGGGUUUGGUUCCAGAUAAAGUGCCUGAGUUAAGUCACAUGACAGUGCCAAAUUCUGUGACAAAUGGUUCAGUUCGAGAUAAAAUGCCCGAGAUAAAUCAUAUCACAGUGCCAAGUUCUGAACAUCAUCAGUCAGAUUUUCAACAGGAAUUAAUAUCCAAUGUUCAAGGACCCAAUAAUCUUUAUCAAAAUGUCUGCUCCACUGAACUUUCAACUUGUAACGCAUCUUUAAUGUCUCUCAUUCCACAGCAGUCAUUUUCAACACCAGUGAGCUGUAGCACACACCGAAGUCACAUUAUUCUGGGAAAAAAAAUACACACCCAGAAAAUCACAAUUGUCAAAAAAAGUUAA